Molecule: messenger RNA, 3993 nt
Organism: Ostrea edulis (European flat oyster)
Lineage: Eukaryota; Metazoa; Mollusca; Bivalvia; Ostreida; Ostreidae
Product: aarF domain-containing protein kinase 1-like
Exons: 8
Coding region: 1679-3103 (474 amino acids)
Biological process (GO): mitochondrion organization; protein phosphorylation; lipid homeostasis
Cellular component (GO): mitochondrial inner membrane
Molecular function (GO): protein kinase activity; ATP binding
Source: RefSeq, a predicted model, not a curated record
AUUUUUAGUAAUACCAGGCUUUUUCAAUUAAGGUAAUUCCACUCCUUUAGAAUUAUACGUUCAAUCUUAUAUUUGAUUAUUGAUUCUUCAAAUAGUAUAUCUUAGUAACCAAUGAAAAUGAUAAAAUAAAUAUGUUGCAGUAUUAAUAAAAAAUUUAUCAAUUAGCAUAUGUAUAUCGGUAUCAAUAUCAAUAUCAGAAAAUUGCAAUUUUCCUUAAACAGCAUUAUCAAAAUUUCACAAAAACUGGUUGAAAUGAUAUAAUAGUAUUCAUAACAAUUUCAUGAAACUGUUUCUUUAAAAAAUAAUAUACAAAUGUUUGUGAAAAAUAAAAUAAAUCUAUCACAUAAUGGACUUGAUAAGUAAUUUAAUGAAAACAGAGUUAUUGCCCUUGGAUUCAAUAUUUUGAAACAUAUAAUUGAUUAUUCAAAGUUUUAUAUGCUUAUAUAUAAGAAAAUCUUCUCCAGAAGCACAGGGCCAAUCAAACUUGGAAGAAAUCAUCCUCGGGUGAAGGGGAUUUAAGUUUGGUGAAAUGAAGGGCCAUGUUCCCUUCAAAGAGGAGAUAAAAACAAAAAUGCAAAAUUAGGGUGGGGCCAUUUAAAAAUCUUCUUCUCAAGAACCACUGGACCAGAAAAGCUAAAAUUUACAUGAAAGCUUCCUGACAAAGUGGAGAUUCAAAUUGUUAAAAUUAUGACCCCUGGGGGUAGGGUGGGUCCACAAUAGGGGAUCAAAUUUUACAUGCGAAUAUAUAGGGAAAAUCUUUAAAAAUCUUCUCAAGAACCAUAUGAGUAUAUUCAAAUAUGUUCAGAUCAUGGCCCCCGAGGGUAGGGUGGGGCCACAUAAGGGGGUCAAAUGCUCGAUCUCUCGAAGUGAAAUUUGGAUCCUGUAAAAGAUAUUUCAUUGUUUUUCACUCUUGAUCUCUCAAAGUGGUGGUAGCGUAUACGUAAAGGAUAUGACUUGGACCUUACCUGCAUAACAGUGAAUGCCUGGGUCUAACUCGGAUGUAAGGUGAAACUUUGUUUAAUUUAACCCUCCACCUACGCUUUGUUUUGGAGAUAUAAUUCCACUACUAAUAGAUAAGAUUUAUGAUUCAUUUGGACUUGACGAUGAGACUAAUUUUAAGAAUAUAAUCUAGAGACAUACCAAGGAAACAAUGCUUUGUGUAAAACAAAUAAAUACAUAAAUUCUUUAAAAAAAAAGAUUUUUCUUUAUGCAAGGUAAAGUUGUGUGUUGAAAUCAUGUCUAUUACCUGAAAAUAUGAAGGACAAAGUGGCAAAACAAUGCCAUGCAUUACGGUUACUGUAAAAUCUGUACCAUAGUAGUCAGACCUUUAAUUCCUGAUUUGACUUGACUCUCGAAUUCUCGAUCACUUAAAGUUUUCUUAAUAUACAGUAUUAUGAGUAUGAUAGUAACAUGUCCAUGAGCCACAGCAUUCACUUGAGUUGUCUUACUUUAACAUAGAAAGGAAUCUCUUGAAGUCUCAGAAUAUGUGAGAACAAGCUUGAAUUUAUACUAAGAUGUGACUACAUGAGGAAUAGGAUAUUUUAGUAUGAGUUUGACACAUUCAUAUAGCCUAAGACAAAGAAAAUUAAAUCUCGAAAAGUUCACAUGGUCAACAUCAAGUGGAUAGUACCUGAUGAGUAAUGAUGUUCGAGUGUGUAUACCAACAUUGUGAUAAAGCAUGAUAGAUAACACAGCAGUGAGACUUGUUGCAGAUUAUAAAAUCAAUCUAAGAGGACUAGACUAUGAUUGUCCAGAGUAUGAGAAACUCAAAUCAGAGAUUCAUUUGAGGUCAGCUUUGCGUUUGAGAGAUAUGUGCUGCACAAAUGGAGGAGCUUUCAUUAAAGUUGGACAGCAUGUUGGGUCACUAGAAUAUCUUCUGCCAAAAGAAUAUGUGAACACUAUGAAGGUUUUACAUGACAAAGCCCCACAGUCUGAUGUUGAGGAGCUGAAGAGAGUCUUUGAGGAAGAUUUGAAAAUGAAGGUGGAGGAUGUUUUUGAAAGUUUUGAGAAGGAACCACUGGGAGCAGCAUCUUUGGCCCAAGUACACAAAGCAACUCUUAAAGAUGGAACAGAGGUUGCUGUCAAAAUUCAGCAUCCUCAGGUCAAAGGUCAUUCUUAUGUAGACAUUAAAACCAUGGAGCUCCUGGUUCAUUGCAUCGCCUGGAUUUUCCCAGGUUUUCAGUAUCUGUGGUUGGCUGAGGAAACUAAGCGAAAUCUUCCACUAGAACUUGACUUCCUCCAUGAAGGACAAAACUGUGAGAGAGUGGAGAGACUUUUCAAACAUUUUCGCUUUUUGAAAGUUCCUAAAAUUCAUUGGGAGUUGUCAUCAGAGAGAGUAUUGACCAUGGAAUUCUGUGAGGGAGGAAAGGUUGACAACAAAGCUUAUAUGAAAGAACAUGGAAUAAAUGUCAAUGAGGUCACAAAGAACUUAGGAAAGCUGUACAGUGAGAUGAUAUUUGUCCAGGGAUAUGUUCACUGUGAUCCCCAUCCUGGAAACGUUUUGGUGAACAAAACAGAAGAUGGAACACAGAUUGUUCUACUUGACCAUGGAUUGUAUCAGUCACUUACAGAUACAUUUCGAGUGAACUACAGUCAACUGUGGAUGUCCUUAAUCAAUACUGACCUUGAAGGCAUUAAAAAGUAUGCAGGAGAACUGAACUGUGGUGAUAUGCAUGGGUUGUUUGCCUGCAUGGUAACAGCUCGCUCCUGGAAUGCCAUCACCAGUGGAAUAGACAAGUCACAGAUCACACAGUCGGAGAGUAAUGAAAUAAAGAACAAUGCCGCCACAUACCUCAUAGAAAUAUCAGAAAUACUCAACAAGAUUCCCAGAGAGAUGCUUCUGAUAUUAAAGACCAAUGAUGUCUUACGUGGGAUUGAGUAUGCCUUAAACAUUCAACCAAAUGCCACAUCUUUCCUGAAUAUGUCUCGGUGUUGUGUUAGAGCCAUGGGAGAAGAUCGAUAUCGACAAUGUCAUUCCUGGACCAGUCGCAUGGGAGUUCAAUUUUCAACCUCGUGGCAACUGUUCAAAAUUAGCAUUUAUGAAUUUUUUCUGUGGCUACAAUCAGCUUAUUCAUGGUUGUUGAUUAAUGAAUUACCAAGUUGAUAACUUAAUAUUAGCAGGUCAUUUUAGCUCACCAGAGUAAGCUUUUCUGUAUUUGUCCAUCUGCUCUACAACUUCUAUAAACUUUUCAUCCAUUUUUGACCUCCUCCCCAAUUUCAACGAAACUUUAAUUUAAAGCAUCCUUGUAGGAGAGGUGAUCAUGCAAAUACAUGUACAACACUUUAACAAUAAGGUUAUGACCCUUUACAAAAGGAAAGAAAAGAACAUUGGGAUGAAGACAUUUUAACUCAUUGUGUUCACCAGAAACACUGGUCCAGGAAUUAUAAAUAAAGGGACAUGCAUCACCAUAUCUCCUACAUUCAGGUUUGUUUCAAAUUGUGGACAAGUCAGUGUAGAACCAUAAUACAGUCCAGUUUUACACACCAAUAACUGGACUACAAAUAUUGGAAGUGCAGAUUCAAAGUUUUCCAGAUUUAAUAUAGAGAAUACGAGACUAAUGUUGUCUCUAAGCGAACUCAGGUGGGCGUUAUGAUUGACAAGUUUAUUUUAUACUCUAUUUAUUAUUUGAUAGAACUUUGCAGUAUUAUUAUUUAAUAGUACAUUGUUAAUGGUGAAAAUGUUAUUUUUACAAUGAUUGAUACACCUCAUGUUCACAAAUCUUUUGGAAAAUUUAUUCCAUUUGUAUUUCUAUGUACAGUCUACCUCUUACAAUUGAUAGACAUGAUAGAAUGAAUUUGUUUAUAACAGUUGGAUAUGUUAUCAUAAAAUUAAUAUUUCUAUCAAUAAACAAAUUUUUCCUUUUGAUUGAUGAAUAUAUCUGGAAAUUUGUGUAUUCAUAUUAUUAAUGGUCUUGUGUAUAUGUAUGUGUUACAUAUAAAUGGGGAGAUAUUUGAUCAUCUGAAUGAAGUACAAAUAAACAUUUUAAGAAAGAA